Molecule: messenger RNA, 1092 nt
Organism: Closterium sp. NIES-65
Lineage: Eukaryota; Viridiplantae; Streptophyta; Zygnematophyceae; Desmidiales; Closteriaceae
Source: the annotation of a GenBank genome assembly
AUGGCGACCACUUCGGCGGCCGUCCUCCCGUCAGGGGUCUUCCUAACCCGAGGGUCGGAGAUCCAGAGAAUUCCCGCGCGCGCCGCUGCGGGAGCCAGAGCCCUCGCACCCCUCGCGUCGUCAAAACUGCGAGCCUCCCCCAGAUUGCCGGCCCUAGCCACUCCAUUCAUCCGAUCCUUCAAACCCACUGCGGCUCCGACCGUCGGCCUGCAGUCACAAAGACGACAAAUCUCGUGCGCCGUGGAGGCUCCUCCCAAGCAAUCAGCUCCAGAGCCAUCUCCGUUUGAAGCGGCGCAAGUGUGGUUCUCGGACGUGAUCGCGCAACGGAAGCGGCCGUACUUCUUCAACCGGGAGUACACGUCGAAGGACAUCAGCUACGCGGUGUACAUGCUCUUCGUCCAUGGCUUGUGCCUCUUCGCUCCAGCCACCUUCUCCUGGGAAAACGUUGGCCUCUUCGUCGGCCUUUACGUGAUCACAGCUGUUCAGGGCGACCCCAAGGAGUGGGUGAGCGCUCACCGCUAUCACCAUCGCUUCUGCGACACGCCUGCCGACCCGCACACGCCGUACGAGGGCUUCUGGCACAGCCACAUGGGGUGGCUUCUCGACGACGUCGCCACGCAAGAACGGGUGGGUGUGCGCAACAACAUCGCGGACAUGGAGAACGAUCCCUUCUACAACUUCAUCGAGGCCACCUACGUGUGGCACAUCGUGGCGUCCGUGCUGCUGCUCUACGCCCUCGGAGGCUUCCCCUGGGUCGUCUGGGGCUUCGGCGUGCGCGCUGUGUGGGUGUACCACAUCACAUGGUUCGUCAACUCCGCGUCGCACGUGUGGGGCUACCAAUCCUGGAACACUGGCGACCUUUCGCGAAACAACUGGUGGGUGGGGCUGCUGGCGUUUGGCGAGGGGUGGCACAACAACCACCACGCGUUCCAGUACUCGUGCCGGCAUGGGCUGGAGAAUCACCAGGUGGACAUGACGUGGUACACCAUCAAGCUGCUCGAGGCUGCAGGGCUCGCCACCCAGCUCAAGUACCCCCAUGAGAAGCACAUGAAGCGCCUCUCCUUCCCGGACCAACCAGCCCCCCAGCAGUAG